This is a messenger RNA of Rubroshorea leprosula, 4593 nucleotides long. The record is from the annotation of a GenBank genome assembly. Lineage: Eukaryota; Viridiplantae; Streptophyta; Magnoliopsida; Malvales; Dipterocarpaceae.
AUCCAUCUCUGCUCUCUAUAUAGAAAGCCUCUCCCUCUUGAGUACUUUUAUCUGGAUUCAAGAAGCUUCAAAGAGGUAAAAAUCAAUUUUGUGUCUGCUCAUUGGCGGAGUUACCUGGGAGUUAAAUUCAACUGCUACAUAAAUUAAGUUUGGUAUGUCAUGUGCAUUUUUUACUGAAAAGAAAACAAAAGUGGAACCAUUUGGAUUUCUGUGGAAAGUCAUUUUGGUGUCUAUGCAUUUGCAUAAGAAAUGGGAUCUGGAGGAAAGCUUUUAUUUGAUCUUAAUGAACCCCCCACAGAAGAUAAUGAGGAGAGUGAUCAUGUCACUUGCUUCCAGCCACAGAAAGCACUUCCAUCUAAAAAUUCCAACACAUCUGACUUAUUUGUAACACCAGCAGGAACCCAAGGAAUUUUCAAUAAAAAUGCUUUCUUGCAUGCAUCAUCUGUGUCUGGUUUUCGGCCUUUUGUUUGGGCUAAAACUUCUCUCGGCCCUGAAGUGUCUAUCAUACCAAAGGUGGCUUCAGAUCAGAUUGCUAACAUUUCAUCAUCUUCAUUGAAGUCAAAUAAUAAUGACAAGGAGAUGAAAGCAGAGGCAGCAGCUUCAUUGGUUUCUGGUUCUGCAAAUGCCCAAGCUGUGGAAAGAGAAGAAGGGGAGUGGUCUGAUGCUGAGGGCUCAGCUGAUGCAUACACUUGUAAUGGUUUGCAUGAACCUGCUAAAGCUUUAAAAGAGCGAGUUAUACCUGCAGUAAUGGAUUGUAGUGCUUCAGGUGCAACUGCUGGGAACAUCCAAGUUACUGAAAAUUGUCAUUGUCCAUUAAGAUUGGAUCAACAUAUGAAUGAUAAGAAAGGAAACAAUAGCCAGAAUUCAGAAGGAACCAGUAAGGGUGAUAUGUCCCUCAGUGUUCAAGAGGGACCUACCUUGGUCCCUAAACAAAGAGAAGUUAAGGGUAUUGAAGCCAGUUAUGCACUUAAGUGUGCUAAUACUCCAGUAAAGAGGAAGAUAGAUGAACAGAAAGAAGCAAUGCUAGGAAAGAAACGAACUAGGAAGACCAUGUUUCUAAAUUUGGAAGAUGUCAAGCAAGUUGGCACCAUAAAAACUUCCACACCAAGAAGGCAGAGCCUUCCAAUGCCAGUCAUUACUCGUACUGUGAAAGAAGUCUGUACUGCUUCUCAACCUGCUGAAAGGCCGAGGAGGCUAGGCAGUGAAAGUGAUCUUUCUUCAGAGGCUGAUGCAUCUUCCAUUCUGAGGCAGAGUUCAUGGAAGCAGCCAAUGGAUUCGAGGCAGCUUAAGAACUCACAAUUUUCUAAUAAAAACUUUGGAAUCAGUCAGGAGACCAAUCUUCAAUGUGUUCCUGGUCAGUUUGAGUCUGCGGAGGAAUACAUUAGAGUAUUUGAACCUUUACUUUUUGAGGAAUGUCGUGCACAACUGUAUAGCACCUGGGAGAAGUUGACUGAAUUGCCUUCAAGAGAUACACAUGUAAUGGUCUGUAUAAAGAGCAUUGAAAGGCGAGAAAGAGGAUGGUAUGAUGUGAUAGUUCUCCGUGCUAAUGAGUGCAAGUGGACACUUAAGGAGGGUGAUGUUGCUGUUUUAUCAUCUCCAAGGCCUGGAUCAGUAAUUAGAUCCAAGUGGAGUAAUGCCGCAUCAGUGGAAGAAGGUGAGGAGCCUGAGGUUGUGGGGCAUGUGGCUGGUACAAUUAGACGUCAUGUACCCCUUGACAAUCAUGAUCCUCCUGGGGCAAUCCUUCAUUUUUAUGUUGGGGACUCCUAUGAUCCAAACAGGAAGGAGUUCAAUGAUCAUAUUCGUAAGAAACUUCAAUCAAGAGGUAUUUGGUACCUGACUGUACUUGGUUCACUUGCAACUACUCAGCGGGAGUAUGUGGCUUUGCAUGCAUUUUGUUCUCUUAAUUCCCUGAUGCAAACUGCAAUUCUUAAGCCCAGUCCAGAACUCUUCCCAAAAUAUGAGCAGCAGAACCCUGCCAUGCCUGAAUGCUUCACCCAGAAUUUUGUGGAUCAUUUGCAUAGUACCUUCAAUGGGCCCCAGCUCCUAGCAAUCCAGCAGGCUGCCAUGCACACAGCUGCUGGAACAAGCAGUGGAAUGACAAAAAGGCAAGAACCAUGGCCUUUUACUCUUGUUCAAGGGCCUCCAGGAACAGGCAAGACACAUACAGUGUGGGGAAUGCUAAAUGUUAUCCAUCUGGUCCAGUAUCAGCAUUACUACUCUUUGCUCAAGAAACUAGCACCUGAGAGCUAUAAGCAAGCUAAUGAGAGCAAUUCUGAAAAUGUUACUAUUGGAUCAAUUGAUGAAGUUCUUCAAAACAUGGAUCAGAAUCUUUUCCGUACCCUUCCAAAACUCUGCCCCAAACCCAGAAUGUUGGUUUGUGCUCCUUCUAAUGCUGCAACAGAUGAGCUUCUUGCUCGUGUUCUUGAUCGUGGAUUCAUUGAUGGUGAGAUGAAAGUCUACCGUCCUGAUGUGGCUAGAGUCGGGGUUGACUCACAGACACGUGCUGCCCAGGCAGUUUCUGUUGAGCAUAGAACUGAACAGCUUCUACUCAAGAGUUGUGAAGAAAUUUUAGGUCACAUGCAUGCAUUAAGAGCUCGUGAAGCUAUGUUGUCCCAACAGAUUGCUGCACUUCAAAGAGAGCUUAAUGCUACAGCUGCUGCUGUUCAUUCUCAAGGAUCUGUUGGUGUUGACCCUCAUGUUCUGAUUGCUCAGGACACAAAUCGUGAUACAUUGUUACAGAAUCUUGCUGCAGUGGUUGAAAGCAGGGAUAAGGUUCUAGUUGAGAUGUCUCGACUUCUUAUUUUAGAAGCCAAAUUCCGCCCUGGUAGCAACUUCAAUUUGGAAGAAGCCCGUGCUAAUCUUGAGGCAAGUUUUGCCAAUGAGGCGGAGAUUGUUUUCACUACUGUUUCAAGUAGUGGUCAAAAACUGUUCUCUAGACUAACUCAUGGUUUUGACAUGGUGGUUAUAGAUGAGGCUGCCCAAGCUAGUGAAGCUGCUGUACUUCCUCCCCUUUCUCUUGGCUGCUGGGACCUUGCUUUAUACAGUAGAAGCCUCUUUGAAAGGUUCCAGCAAGCAGGCUGUCCUACUGUGUUGUUAUCUGUGCAAUAUAGGAUGCAUUCCCAAAUUCGAGAUUUUCCUUCCAGAUACUUUUACCAAGGACGUCUUACUGACAGUGAAAGUGUUGUUAACUUACCUGAUGAAGUUUACUAUAAAGACCCUAUGCUUCGGCCUUAUUUAGUCUAUGAUAUUACCCAUGGGCGGGAAUCACAGAGGGAUGGAUCUGUUUCUUAUCAGAAUUUGCAUGAAGCAGUAUUUUGUCUUCGCUUGUAUGAGCAACUUCAGAAAACUUUGAAAUCUCUGGGUGUGGGGAAAAUCACUGUUGGCAUAAUCACACCGUACAAGCUGCAACUGAAAUGCCUCCAACGUGAAUUUGAGAGUGUAUUAAGAUCAGAAGAAGGGAAGGAUGUAUAUAUAAAUACUGUAGAUGCUUUCCAGGGCCAGGAACGUGAUGUCAUUAUCAUGUCAUGUGUGCGUGCCUCAAAUCAUGGGGUUGGCUUUGUUGCAGACAUUCGGCGAAUGAAUGUUGCUCUUACUCGUGCAAAAAGGGCACUUUGGUUUUUGGGUAAUGCGAAUGCUCUCAUGCAAUCUGAUGAUUGGGCAGCAUUGAUCACUGAUGCCAAAGCUAGGAACUGUUAUAUGGACAUGGAUUCUCUCCCCAAUGACUUCCCCAAGGACUUACCCACUUACCCUUCAUCGCAAGAUAAGAUUUCUUCUACUAUGAGGGCCUUUAAAUCAGGUGGACCUAGACACAGGUCAUCGGAAAUGCACCCUGAGACCAGGUCAGGAACACCACCAGCGGACAAUGACAAGGUGGUCAAGUCAGUUUCAAGAAGUGACAAUUACCAACCAUAUAAGCCACCAAUAGAGUCUUCCUUGGAUGAUCUUGAUCAGUCAGGCAAUAAAUCUAGAGAUGCCUGGCAAUACGGCAUACAAAAAUGGCUAAAUUCUGCUGGAUUUGUCGGGAAGAGAGAUUACUAGUUAUUAGUUAUUUGUCUACGAAUUCUCUGUUAAACCAGAAGAGCUCAAAGUGAAGUUCUCUUUCUGGAUAUUAUGAUGCCUUGAUCUUGAUGACCGAGGACUCAGCUUUCGCUCCUAAUGUUGAUUUCUUCAGCUGAAUAUGGUGUGAAAGGUGGUGCCCAACUUGCAUUGCAUUAAUUUUUUAAGAAAGAUUGGAGGAUGGAUUUGAAAGGGGGGAAUCAGUUAACUUGUGCCGCCAGAAAGUACUGUUGCUGCUGCAGAAGAUUCAUCCGUGGAACUAAUUCCUGCAAUUUCUUGGAAGAGGUGGACCGAGUUGGGUAGGACAUGGGAAAUAAAUACCCUUCAUCCACCAACUUACAAUCUUCUAAAGGAAUGAGUGUUGGCACCAAAGAGCUUUUCUUCGCAGCCCAGAUCCUGUGUUUUGAGUUAUGACAAUAGAGGAAUUGGUCCAAUUUUACAUGUACAGUUCGGUGAUGCUGUAGCUCUUUCCCCGAGCUAUGCUCCCGACUCUCUAUUUUUUGGGGUCUGCGGUGCAGGACGUGGGAUGUAGAAUCA